Limulus polyphemus (Atlantic horseshoe crab) is the source of this 945-nucleotide messenger RNA. Its product is annotated as protein catecholamines up-like. The record is from RefSeq and is a predicted model, not a curated record. Bases 174 to 608 code for a protein of 144 amino acids. The transcript is spliced from 3 exons. Lineage: Eukaryota; Metazoa; Arthropoda; Merostomata; Xiphosura; Limulidae.
UUUAAAACUACAGAAAAAUUAAAACAGACGAUUGCGAAAAGAUUAGCGUUCUUAUAAAUAAUCGAUAGACAUUAUGAAUCCGAGUAAGUAACAGGUAGAGUGCUGUCGUGUAUGUUAUACUUCCUUUAUUUCAGUGACUAGAUCGCUAAUCAACAUCAGCCAGCAUCAGUAAGAUGAAGAAAACCCUCUUUUUGUUUCUUCUUCAUGGAAUUUGUGUCGUCGUGUUUAGUUUUAUUGUUGAGAAUGAAUCCGACAUCAGAGAAGACGAGGAAGAAAGCGAACCUGAUCAUAAUAUACGAGACCCUGGACACCACUUUUACGGCUUAGGGGAAAGAAGAGAACCAGAUCACGACCCUGACACUUACCAUGGUUACGAUCGUAAUCAUGAUAGAGAUCACGAUUAUGAUGAAAAUCACAUUCAUGAUUAUGAUCAUGACAAUCAUGAACAUAAAAGUCAUUACGAUGACACAGAAGAUAAAGAUCAAUCGAACACUCAGAGGUCGGCUCAAAACUCAAGGGCCUCGAACGGCUCGUGGAAAAUUUCUACUGUUUGGGUCUCACAAUAUCUACUGGUUUUAUUUGUCGCGAGACAGAUUAUGUUAUCAUAAGUGCGAUAUUUCCUGCAACUUACUGCAUUAUUAUAUGACAAAACCAUUUCUUUAAUAUCGAUUGGUUGUUAUUGGAGCGGGAAAAUGCAUUUAAUUGUCCCACAUAUCAAGGAACAAUGAUAAUAUGAUUAUUUGAAAUCGUGUUUGUUUUUUUUAAACGUUCGAUUCUGUAGAUUUUUUGAUAAUUUGUUGUUUAUAUAUCGAGGUAUCAUUAACUUAUUUAGUUGAUCAAAAUUGUUUAUGUUACUUAAUGUUUUAAUGUACUAGAAUAUUCGGAGCCACUAACUCAGUUUAUAUUUUUACAAACGUUCCAAUAAAAUGUUUUAACUGUUAAAAA